Rosa chinensis is the source of this 534-nucleotide messenger RNA. RefSeq names its product NADH dehydrogenase [ubiquinone] 1 beta subcomplex subunit 2. Gene Ontology annotation, cellular component: mitochondrial inner membrane. The coding region runs from base 75 to 287 and encodes 70 amino acids. The record is from RefSeq and is a predicted model, not a curated record. The transcript has 4 exons. NCBI's taxonomy places the organism in Eukaryota, Viridiplantae, Streptophyta, Magnoliopsida, Rosales, Rosaceae.
AAAAGCAGCACGCACCAGCAUUUGUGAAAUCUGAAUUGAGUGCAGAGAGGGAGAGAGAAACAAGAGAGAAGAAGAUGGGAGGAGGACAUGGAGAUGGCAUAACGUACAAGGGCGUUACCAUCCAUCAGCCGAAGCGGUGGCACAGUGUCACCGGAAAAGGCCUUUGCGCCGUCAUGUGGUUUUGGGUACUUUACAGGGCCAAGCAAGAUGGUCCUGUAGUGCUGGGUUGGAGACAUCCCUGGGAGGGCCAUGAUGAUCAUGGUCAUGGGCAUGAUGAACAUCAUUAGAUCUCUUGUUGAAGAACCAAGAGUGGAAAUCAUCAAGGGAUUUAUUGUUGGGAGACUGGUGCAAAUGUGAUCGGAGCAUCUUUGUUGAUUUCUGUUUAAUAAAGUGAUUGUGAAAAAGAGUGUGAUGGGCAGCUUAUGUCCAGGACAUCAAACUUUGUUUCAAAAUGUUAUAAAUCAUAUUGUAUGCUGUAAACAGAUUGCGAUGUUGAAAGUAGUUGGAUUUGCUUUUGCUCUAGCUCUGAUAAUA